AUGACGAGUGGGUAUGAAAUUAAUCUAGUAACUAAAGAAUGCGCUUUUAUGCCUUGCAGCCAAGCAUCGAUUGUCAAAAUAGUUGUUAAAGAGGUUUUGAAGAAGCUGAAGAUAAAACAAAAAUCAGUGACUGAAUAUUUAGUUGGAAUUGAUGAUCGGAUAAAAGAGUUGACAAAUUUUUUAGAUGUCAGUCACAAUGAUGUGCGGCUCAUUGGAAUUUAUGGAAUGGGUGGCAUCGGUAAAACAACUAUUGCCAAGGUUGUCUUUAAUAAAUUAUGUUCCCACUUUGGGAAGUGUUGUAGCUUUCUUGACGGCCUUCGUGAAAGGUCGAAUAAGGAGUGCAUAGUCUUGUUGCAGAAGCAAUUACUAUCUGACAUUGGUGGUUCUGGAACUAUAGGAGAUAUCGACAAUAGUGAAGAAGGAAUGAGGAGGAUUAGAGAAACACUCAGCAAUAAGAAGGUCUCGGUGGUUUUGGAUGACAUUGAUAAGAAAGAGCUCAUUAAUAAUCUAAUAGGAAAUUCCAAAUUAUAUCCAGGAUCUAGGAUAAUCGUUACAACAGGAAACACUUAUGUUCUAGAAGUUGAGGGAUUUAAGGGUGAAACUAAGCAAGUAUGA
Molecule: messenger RNA, 615 nt
Organism: Eucalyptus grandis
Lineage: Eukaryota; Viridiplantae; Streptophyta; Magnoliopsida; Myrtales; Myrtaceae
Product: disease resistance protein RUN1-like
Exons: 1
Coding region: 1-615 (204 amino acids)
Biological process (GO): defense response
Molecular function (GO): ADP binding
Source: RefSeq, a predicted model, not a curated record